CUUCAUACUUACCACUGUUACUCUGACUCCAUACUACUGUUAGCUUCAUACUUACCAUUGUUACCCUGUCUCCAUACUACUGUUAGCUUCAUACUUACCACUAUUACUCUGACUCCAUACUACCGUAAGCUUCAUACUUACCACUGCUACUCUGACUCCAUACUACUGUUAGCUCCACACUUAUCACAGUUACCCUGA
Molecule: messenger RNA, 198 nt
Organism: Lottia gigantea (owl limpet)
Lineage: Eukaryota; Metazoa; Mollusca; Gastropoda; Lottiidae
Exons: 1
Source: RefSeq, a predicted model, not a curated record